AUGAUUGGUUUCCUGCCAUUGAAGAAACUGACGCCAAAGCUAUUGCUGAGUGACCAUCCAGUAAGCUUCCAAGAUGUGAAGUCUAUGAGCAUUGGUGCAUUCAAUUCCAAGCGGGCUCCAUGGAACUCAUGGUACAAUGUGCCAGUCUUUCUGCGAGCAUGGAAGCAGGUGGUGGAUGAAGACCAGCGAUUCCAACAAUAUGACUGGACGGUGAAGGUCGACGCG
Messenger RNA from Durusdinium trenchii, 225 nucleotides. Lineage: Eukaryota; Dinophyceae; Suessiales; Symbiodiniaceae. The record is from the annotation of a GenBank genome assembly.